CGUCAUCUCCAUCUUCUUCAAACUCCUUUUCUCUAACCACUUCUGGUUAGUUAUCUAAUUCUAAGUUCCAUAAGAUUCCCAAUUCAAUUUUUAAUCCCAAAUUCAUUUCAAUCCCCCAAAACAAAACUCUACAAUUUCAAUUCAAUUCAGAAAUUAGGGUUUCCAUGGAGGAGCUUCCUCUUCCAGCUAUGUUCGAGCAAGCUCAAAAGAUCCAUAUAACCGCCACGGAGUCCAGUGCUGAUCAGGAAGAAGGAUGUUGAGUGACUUGCCCAAUUGCUUCGUCAAGUCAGGUAUAUAUGUUGUAGAAUGGUUGGUAAGUUAUCGACUAAAUUACUGAACAUAAAUAUAGCAUCUCUUUGCAAGACUAAGCAAUUGAACAGAGCAGAGUCGGUUAUUAUCGAUGGAAUAAGGUUAGGAGUUCUUCCGGAUGUUGUCACUUAUAAUACGCUCAUUGAUGCGUACUCUCGUCUUAUUGGUUUUGAUGCUGCGUAUUCGCUCCUUCAUAGAAUGCGAGAAGCUAGUAUAAAACCGGAUGUUGUUACUUAUAAUUCUUUGAUAGCGGGUGCUGCUAGAAACUGCUUGUUGUCGAAAUCUCUUGACUUGUUUAACGAAAUGCUUGAUAAGGGUAUCGCUCCUGAUGUUUGGAGUUUUAAUACUUUGAUGCAUUGCUUCUUCAAGCUAGGAAAUCCUGAAAAAGCAAACCAGGUUUUCGGGUAUAUUAUGGAUAAUAGUCUUCAUCAUAUAUUCCCAUGUCCAACUACUAUUAAUACUAUGAUUAAUGGUCUUUGUAAAAAUGGUUAUACUACUCAUGCACUAAUGCUGUUCAGGAAUUUACAAAGAGUACAUGGUUUUGUUCCACAAUUAGUCACUUACAAUAUUCUUAUCAAUGGGUUGUGUAAAAUUAGGAGAUUAAGUGCGGCAAGGAGAAUAUUUAAAGAGCUUGCGGCAUCAGGAUAUGUACCAAAUGUUAUAACUUAUACUACAAUUUUGAAAUGCUGUUUUAGGCUUAAACGGUUUGAACAGGGAUUUGAGAUAUUAGAAGAGAUGUUUGAAAAGGGUUAUACUUUUGAUGGUUUUGCAUACUGUACAGUUGUUGGUGCUUUAAUCAAGAAUGGUAGGACUAAAGAGGCAGCUGAAUAUAUGGAGUUGAUGAUAAAAAAGGGCAUUCAACAUGAUCUAGCAUCUUACAAUACUCUGAUUAAUAUGUAUUGUAGAGAAGGCAAUUUGGAUGGUUCGUACCGAUUGCUGGAUGAAAUGGAAAAAGAAGGUCUAGAAUGUGAUGAAUAUACUCACACAAUUUUGAUAAAUGGGCUGUGUAGGACAGGUAAUACUUUGGGUGCAAAACGUCAUUUGCAGCAUAUGAACAUGAUCGGUUUCAGUUCACCAUUGGUUGCUUCAAAUUGUAUGGUUGAUGCUUUAUGCAAAGAAGGUAGGAUCGAUCAAGCUUUAGAGAUGUUUAAAUCAAUGAAAACAAAGGAUUCAUUUACUUACACUUCCUUGGUUCACAAUCUUUGCAAGGCUAGAAGCUUCCGUCGUGCAUCCAAACUCUUGCUGUCUUGUUUAAAAAGGGGCUUGCGAAUAUUACCAUCAGCUAAACGGGCUGUUAUUGAUGGCCUUCGUUAUUCUGGUUUUCAUAAAGAAGCAAGAAAGCUUAAGUCAGAAAUGCAAUUCAUUGUACAUCAAUGAUUUUUUUGUUGGCCACUUAGAUGCAGUCUGGAGAAUAAUUUGCUGGAAAAAUUCAAUAAAUCUGGUAAUCAUUCUUUUUGGUUUGAAGCUUGCCAGCACUGUGCCAAAUAUAACGCCCCAUUUUGUUAUCUACCAUGAUGUUUUCUGCUCUGUCACGAUGCGAAUUCAGGAUACAAGACUCAGGAACCUUUCAAAGGCUAAUUUUUAAUUCCAGUGGGCCACUUUUCUCCAAUUACAGAAACGAAGGAUACAAUUCAAGUUGGUGCUGAAGAUUCCAUCUGACAUUUGGAAAUGUUCUUGUGUAAGACUCAUUUUGCAUUACCUCGUGGUCGAAAUUGCGACUUUUUAUAUGAUUCAAGCUGCAUGGUAUUUUGAUGUUUACCUAAAAAAUUUGUAGAUAUAUCUAGACUUCUUUCCAGGCUUGGUCGAAGUCAGUUGGCAUUACUCGAUUUUACAUCUCUAUUUAUGCUAGCUAACAAUUUAAUCUGCAAAAUAGCUCAGAAGUUCACAGUCGCUCACUGGCCGAGUUGGUACAAGCAGUAGUCAAAAUGGCAGAGGAGACGACUUUCUCGUCUUCGUUUUACAACAGCAAAAUGUUCUUGUGCAAACUCCGCUAAAUUAAUGAAAUUUGUACAAACAACAUUCAAAGAUCUUCAAGACGGGACUAUAUGAUUGGUGUUUUAGGUAUGUAAUUUGGCAGUCCGCUCCAGGAAAUAAUGGUGGGAUUUAAUCUAUUCUUAUACGACCAUUAAAUCUUAUAGAACAGCCAUCAAAUGAAAUACUAUCUUCCAGAUGUUGCAAUUCAAAUUAAUUGUAGCAGAUUACAUUUUUUUGGUUAGAUUGUAGGAGAAGAAAUUUGAAAUCCCUUUUAAUGUAGACGGAGGCUUUGAUAAACACAGUAACUGUCAUAGCGUGGGAGUGGUUAUCAGAGAUUGCAACGGUAACGUGAAGGCUGCUUCUCACAGCAGAUACGCAGCGAGUGUCGAAGUGAGUAUCGGAGAAGCAAAAGCAAUAAGAGACGGAGUGAAGCUGGCAAUAGAAACUGAUCUUAUCCCCUUUGUUAUUCAGUCUGAUGCAAAGGACGUGGUGGAAUGUUUCAACAGACAAGAGUUGCCUCGUAAUGAAAUUGGUUUGCUUGUAGCAGACUGUUUGAAUCUUAAUUCUGAUAAUUAUUGUAAGGGCUUUGAUUUCAUCUAUAGUUAAAUAAUGUUGAUUAUCAGUUCCGGCAGGGGCAUGUCCCUCCUGAAAUUUCAUCUUUCGUUAUGGCUGAUGUCUCGGCUUUUUAGUCAUGAAAUUACUUUUCAAAAAAAAAAUUACAACCUUUCGCGUUUAUAGCCA
This is a messenger RNA of Mercurialis annua (annual mercury), 3024 nucleotides long. Its product is annotated as putative pentatricopeptide repeat-containing protein At4g17915. The record is from RefSeq and is a predicted model, not a curated record. Lineage: Eukaryota; Viridiplantae; Streptophyta; Magnoliopsida; Malpighiales; Euphorbiaceae. The transcript is spliced from 5 exons. The coding region runs from base 307 to 1686 and encodes 459 amino acids. Gene Ontology annotation, molecular function: protein binding.